UGUUCAAAUGGACCAAUAUUUAAAAAAAUAUUGCUUGUACUUGGCUAUACUUAGCUUGGGCCGACCGAUCUUAGCAAACACAUACGCCACCGAAGGAAGCAUCUGUCAAGCUGGUGAAAGUAUUGGAAGAUGCGUAGAAAUCCACCAGUACCCCCAGUUUCUGCGAAUUCUUAGACAACGGACUCGCACCAAUGAUGAAACCGAAUUCCUGUUGCAGCAUCUAUGCGGUAAUACGAUUUCGCGGAAAAUAUUGGCUUGCCUUCCCGUGAGAAUUAACGAUCCAGGAUGUGGUCAACAGUUCACUGAACGAAUAGUGAAAGGACAACUGUCGAAAUUAGAUGAGUAUCCAUGGAUGGCAUUGUUUCAGUACAGGAAACCACGCGGACAGACUGGAUUUCACUGCGGUGGAGCGCUGAUCACCAAACGGUACGUCCUAUCAGCGGCUCAUUGCUUUGUAGGUUUGCGCAGCGGUUGGGCAGCUAUCAAGGUUCGGCUCGGAGAAUGGGACUUCGAAGUAGAUCCGGAUUGCACCGAAGAGGACGACGAAAUUAACUGUGCUCCUCCGGUACAAGAGAUCGACCUAGAGCAAAUCAUACCGCAUGAAGGAUUCUCAGUGAAAGACUCGAACAAGGAACACGAUAUCGCGCUGGUACGACUAGCCAACGAAGCGAUUAUCAGUAACUUUGUGAAACCGAUUUGCCUUCCGGAGCCGGGCGAUGUGGAAUACGACAGUCAGUUGUACGAUGGAAUUAUGAUAGCAUCGGGUUGGGGCAAAACGGAAAAUUCGUCGUCCAGUAGGUAUAAACUUUAUACUAAGUUGUGGGCCGUAGACUAUUUGGAAUGCAAAGCAUCCUACAGUAAGGCUUUACGAAUUCAGUUGGGAUUCGAUCAGUUCUGUGCUGGCAGUGACGAUGGACGGGAUACGUGUAACGGAGAUUCCGGUGGACCGCUGAUGAAAGAAGUAGCCCUUCAGGGACGCUUCUAUCUCGCCGGGUUAGUAAGCUUCGGACCUAAACGUUGCGGUGAACAGUUGCCUGGAGUUUACACUAAAGUAGAAGGUUAUUAUAAAUGGAUCGUUAGUAACGUAUUGGAGUCUGAUCCUGGUAGAUGAUCUUCCUAUAAACAUUCUAUGUUAAAAAGUCUUAUUAAUUGUAUCACAGACAAGCAAAAAUAACAUGAAAACCAUUUCAUGCUUCUCGGAAUAUAUACAUGGAACAUUUCAUAGAAAAUCACAUUUUCUCGGUUCUGAAUCAAAUGAUUUUUUUUUUUUUUUAAAUUCCGCGUUCACAAAAAAGAGUCUUUUUCAACAGCCCGUACUGAAAAAUCUAGUAAAGACACAAAAAUUUGUCCAAAACAUAAAAUGUGCGUUUUUUCCUCAGCUUUCAAAUAAACUGUACCAAAAACCAA
Molecule: messenger RNA, 1407 nt
Organism: Malaya genurostris
Lineage: Eukaryota; Metazoa; Arthropoda; Insecta; Diptera; Culicidae
Product: CLIP domain-containing serine protease B4-like
Exons: 3
Coding region: 8-1111 (367 amino acids)
Biological process (GO): proteolysis
Molecular function (GO): serine-type endopeptidase activity
Source: RefSeq, a predicted model, not a curated record